Enterobius vermicularis (human pinworm) is the source of this 618-nucleotide messenger RNA. Lineage: Eukaryota; Metazoa; Nematoda; Chromadorea; Rhabditida; Oxyuridae. The record is from the annotation of a GenBank genome assembly.
AUGACAGAAAACGGUGCAGGAGUAUCGCAAGUUUUGUCAGCUGCUGAACGACGUGAGUUAAGAAGGAAACGAAUUUUGGAGAAAUCUCAGGAUCGUAUAGACCUUAUUCUAAAUGGUCCGACAGGAACAGAAAAACGUAAUGCACCUGUCGUAGAAGGCGGACGGUUUUUCACUACCGUGGGUUCACAGCAUAGUGAUAUCCCAAAUGGUACUGAGACUGGGCCAGCAAAGGGAGAGUUUGAAAAACAUUUUGAAACUGUACAAUUGAGUGAUCGCAAAGUUUUGGAUAAGGCUGACAGCUGGGCUUUUUACCGCAUUUUCUUGCGUCUUUUAGUAGCAUUUUCGCUACUCAGAAAUGUUGCUAUUCCGUGGUUUGUAUUUGCUUUAUCGAUGGAACUUUUUACGCUGUCGAAAGAUGAGCAGGUGACACCUCAGUUACUCUUCUUCAACAUCUUCUCACAGUUUGGCCUUUCUCAAAGUUUUUUGGAUAAAACAAGCUCUUUUUAUCGGGUAUCCUCUAAUGUCAUGUCUCGUUCGUUGUUGGCCGCGUUUGGCUUUCUUUCGACAAACCUCAUAAUUUAUUGUAUGAAGCACGUCUUGGACCUUAUUAAUUUAUAA